Molecule: messenger RNA, 993 nt
Organism: Miscanthus lutarioriparius
Lineage: Eukaryota; Viridiplantae; Streptophyta; Magnoliopsida; Poales; Poaceae
Source: the annotation of a GenBank genome assembly
AUGCUCAAUUAUGACCAGGUGUUCAUUAGGGACUUCGUGCCGUCGGCCAUCGCGUUCCUCCUCAAGGGCGAGAGCGAUAUUGUGAAGAACUUCCUGCUCCACACGUUGCAGCUCCAGAGUUGGGAGAAGACCGUGGAUUGCUAUAGUCCUGGUCAAGGGUUGAUGCCUGCUAGUUUCAAAGUUAGAUCUGUGCCUUUAGAUGGAAUUAGUGAAGCAUUUGAGGAGGUCCUUGACCCAGAUUUUGGAGAGUCAGCCAUUGGACGUGUAGCACCUGUUGACUCUGGUCUUUGGUGGAUAAUCCUGUUAAGGGCAUAUGGAAAAAUUACUGGAGACUACGCUCUACAAGAAAGGGUUGAUGUGCAGACAGGCAUCAGGCUAAUACUGAAUUUGUGCUUGUCUGAUGGAUUUGACAUGUUUCCUACAUUGCUUGUAACUGAUGGAUCAUGUAUGAUUGAUCGGCGGAUGGGAAUACAUGGUCAUCCUCUUGAGAUCCAGGCUCUGUUCUAUUCUGCUUUACGCUGUGCCCGAGAAAUGAUUGGUGUAACCGAUGGAUCCAAGAACUUGAUCUGUGCUAUUAACAACAGGCUCAGUGCGCUGUCAUUUCACAUCAGAGAGUAUUAUUGGGUUGAUAUUAAGAAGAUAAAUGAGAUUUAUCGCUAUAAGACUGAGGAGUACUCCCAUGAUGCUAUUAACAAAUUCAACAUCUACCCAGAGCAAAUUCCGUCUUGGCUUGCAGACUGGAUUCCUGUGAAAGGCGGUUACCUUAUAGGCAAUCUGCAGCCAGCUCACAUGGAUUUCAGGUUUUUCUCCCUAGGGAAUCUGUGGGCGAUUGUCUCAUCUCUUGCUACUCAAAGGCAAUCAGAGGGUAUUCUGAACCUUAUUGAAGCCAAAUGGGAUGACAUAGUAGCCAACAUGCCUCUCAAAAUAUGCUACCCUGCACUAGAGUAUGAGGAAUGGCGUAUCAUCACCGGCAGUGAUCCCAAAAACACGUGA